Messenger RNA from Didymodactylos carnosus, 1713 nucleotides. Lineage: Eukaryota; Metazoa; Rotifera; Eurotatoria; Philodinida; Philodinidae. The record is from the annotation of a GenBank genome assembly.
AUGGAGAACUAUGUCAUAUGGCUUUUGAUUGAAGUAAAUUUAAUUGGUGGUACAAUAUUUGGGUUCCCAGGUUUAUUUAACAUUUUAUCUCAAUCUGGAAUUUAUGGCGAUAUGAAUAAUUGUUCAGCAUUAUCAAAUGCAUUAACGUUGGGUAUUAUAUUAUUAGAAAUACCAUCAAUGAUUAUUGGUCCAGUGAUUGAUCGGUUUGGAUGUCGAUUUGUUAAAUUAAUUGCAAUAAUUUUUCAUAUUAUCGGAUGGUUGGCAUUAGCACUGGUUGCACCUGGGCGAAAUUCAUUUUUAUAUGUUCACACAGUCUUCUCAUCCUUGGCUGGUAUUAUCGUUUUAUUGACAGCUUAUACAUCAAGCGAUUAUUUUUCAAAAUCAAGAGCAUUCGUAUCGGCAUUAUUUGCUGGAGCGUGUACAUCCGCUACAAUGUGGUAUUCUAUAUUUCAGGUUUCAAUUGAUGCUGGUAAAAUUACAUUACAACAACUACCUUACAUAUGGACGUCAUUUGGUGUAUUAAUGUUAAUCAGUUCAUUUGUAUUUCUUGAUUGGAGAUUCCCCAUUUUAAACUUACCCUAUCAGUUCGAUACAAAAUUGGGCAAGAAAACUGUCCUUCCACGUAUCAUUGCCGGCGAAGAUCAAUCAUCGAACAAUAGUGAAAUAGAUAAAAUGAAAUGGCAUACACGAGUUUUGAAACGAAAAGGUGUUUGGUAUUAUUUGACAAGUCCAUUGUAUUUGUUGGUGGUACUGUUUUUAAGUAUUCUAUUACUACCGGGAAUUUUUCUUGCUGUGACAUGGUAUCCAUGGGUGUAUUAUAUCACAAAACAAGAUACAAUAUUGACUAAUAAAUACACAUUUGCAUUUAACUUAUCCACUGUUGCUGCCAUUAUUAUUUGUCCGUUGAAUGGUUUCCUACUUGGAUUGAAAGCUGAUAGAAGUAAAAAACAAAAAUUAUUUAAUAUUUUAUUGAUGCAAACUGUAUUAUGGCUUAUCAAUAUUGUGGCAUGUAUUGUGUGUAUGUUUCCUCGAAAGAGUAUGAUUAUUCCAGCAUUAGUGAUCAAUUGUUUUGCACGGGCUACAAUUGUGGGUGGAAGUCAAGCAGUGGUGGCCACUUUUUUUCCAUCGGAGUACAUUGGCACAUUAACUGGUGUAAUAUGGACCUCGGUUGGUGUUAUUACCACCGUCCAAUAUAGUUUAGUCAGAUUAACAGAUGAUAUACCUCGUUCAUGGAGAGCGUGGGUGAUUUUGGACGAAGAAGUGGCCUUGGCACAUUUGGACUAUUUAGGCAUCAAAUUGGACAAACUGACACAGACACAAUCAGCGUAUAUCGAUGUACAUCCAGAUGUUCGUACAAUAAUUACAGAUGAUCAUAUUACUGCAAUAUUAGACAAGCUUGGUUCAUCUAGAAUAGCCUUAACAACGGAACCAUCAUCUACGCCAUUCAUAAUAGAAAAGUCUACAUUUACGAAUCAAACAUCUUUUAUUUCUCCAUUUCAAACCAAACGUUUACCCAUUAAUCCCGAUAUCGUCGCACCCGAUGGUUCCCUAGUUCGUAAUUUAUUAACAACAAUUGGUGGUAGUAUGGCGCAAUUUGAUCUUCUCCCUGGGAUGACAUCGAAUGCUGUUGAACAUCGAAGUGUUCAUCGUGCAGAGCAAACAUUUCCGUCGCACAUUAGAGUUCUCUCAGCUCUUUACGACAUUUAUUCAUAG